Messenger RNA from Panicum virgatum (switchgrass), 1109 nucleotides. RefSeq lists its product as uncharacterized. The record is from RefSeq and is a predicted model, not a curated record. Bases 177 to 737 code for a protein of 186 amino acids. Lineage: Eukaryota; Viridiplantae; Streptophyta; Magnoliopsida; Poales; Poaceae. The transcript has 2 exons.
ACGGGCUUAUCCUCUCAGCGUGCACGCAGCCUUAUCCUCUCAGCGCUAUCUCAAACUCUCUCUCCCCCCCCUCUCCCCUCAGCUCUCUCUUGGCUCUCUCUCGAACUCUUUCUCUCCCCCCUCCCCUCCCCUCAGCUCCCCUCCCCUGCUUGGUGCUCGCCGCGACAACCGCAGCCAUGGCCGCCGCCAACCUGCUGACUGCCCUCCUCAACAUGUACACCACGCCCAGCGUGGAUUUCGACAGGGUCGACGCAUUUGUGCUAGCCCCCUCCGCGCAUCCGGGGUGGCCGUGCUCCCACCUCUCGGGGAUCACGGAGCUCGAGCUGGCACGCGACGAGGGCGAACUGGGGCUCUCGUUCCUGCCCAACCUCUGCUCGGUGCUCGCCACGGGGCUCCCCUCAUGGCCGCGCUGUUGGGGGGCCGCGCCCCAGCAACCAGGACCGCGCGCUGCGGCUCACGGCGGUGCUGCUGGCGGCCCCUGCUGUGGCUGCUGGAGCUGGCCGUUCGGGGCGGCCUCUGCGCGCCGCGGUAUUCGGAUCCUGCGAGGGGAGGUGGCGGCGGAGGUGCCCAUGCUGGCCGUUGGGCUGCCCUCUGCUGCCCUACAAGCUCCGCCGCCGGCCUCCUCCGAGCGCUGCCUCGUCGUCGAUGUCGGCCGCAGCCGAGAGGCGGCUGGGUUGCGGGCUGAACACGCCGGCGCGGCGGUGGGGGCCGAGGAGGCUGGGGGAGCAUUGGAGUAGCGGCGGCUGUGGCGGCGGGGCUGCGCCGGCAAGGGCCGGAUUUUUUUUAUUUGAUUUCUAAGGGCGGUUCGUCCCGUCAUCCGCACCUACAAAUAGAUUUCUAGGGGCAGGAUAGGGGUGACCCAUCCCUAGAAAUAGAUUUCUAAGGGCGGGAGGGGGCAUGACCCGUCCCUAAAAAUGCAUUUUUAGGGGCGGUACAUUAUCCGCCCAAACAUCAUUUUUAGUGCGAAAAGCAGGGGCAGGUAUUGCACCCGUUCCUACAAAAGCAACUAUACCCACCCCUAAAAACCAUUUAUGUAGUAGUGCUGUUUUCACAGUUAGAUUCGGUUUUCAACUCAUUUUUAUGGAUACAUAUUGGGAGGGGGUUUUCCA